AUGCUGCGCGCCCGCCGCCGGGGCCGGCCGGGGCCCGCGGGCAGCGCCCGGCAGGGCGGCCCCGCCUUCUACGUGCUGUGGGCUCUGCGGGAGCCGCCGCGGCGGCUCGGCAGCCAGUCCAACCGGAGGGGUUUCCAGGCUUGGCUGCCCCUGCCAUUGCCAAAGCAGCUGGUGGUGUUCGGGCUGGGAGACUGGAGCUGUUACUCUCCAGACACGAGCAUCGCAGUGGAUGUGCUGGUGUCCCCAGGCGUCGCGCCACAGCGGGUCGGCAUGCUGGAGCCCACCCGCAGGUCUCUGGUGUGGGAAGAUGACUGGAGAACAGAUAUUUUCAUGGCCUCGUUGAAAGAGAUGGACAAAGGCAACCCUGUGAGGCUUGUUCUGACUGUCAAUGGACAGCUGCUCCGAGGUGUCUCCAGCAGUACACCUGUCCAUCCCUUCCUUGUACCAGAGACCACCCAGUCACCAGUGCUCCCAGCAGAUGAUAGGCCCCUUGGCCAGGACCUGGACCUGGAGGACCCUACUGGGGUUAAGAGUCAGAGCUCAGAGGUGGCUGCCAGAGCAUCCAGAGCUGUGAAGAAGGAUGUCCGGCCACCACUGAGGACCGUGGUGGUACCCUGUGCCCUGAAGUCACCAGCUGGAAAGGUGGAAUCCAAUGAGGCCUGGAGGAAGAGUCCUGACCAAGAACCACCAAGAGUCCACUCCAAAAAGCCCAGAAAAGUUUUAUUUGAACCAACAGCAUCUGAGAGAGAUCUUGAUGAAGAAGAUCUGGCAGUGAAGGAGUUGCAAGGCAGUCCCAGCCCUCGGUGGUGCCAUGCCAUGUGCCUCAGUGACCUGGGGACAGCUGUUCUCAUUGGUGGAGAAGGUGUCAAUCAACAGUCCUGCAGGGAUGCUCUCUGGAAGCUGGAAAUUGACAGUGAUUUAUGGCUUCCAGUGGGUUUCCAGCUACAAAAUGCCAUGCCAUCGUGCUUACAUGGUCACACAGCUACCUACGACCCUGACACCAAGCGUAUCUACAUCUUUGGGGGCAUAAGGGAGGACAAAGACUACAGCAGCAUCUACAUUCUGGACACAGUCACCUGGAAAUGGCUCCUUGUGGCUGCUAAAGGGAGGAUACCAGUGCUCACCUACCACAGUGCAACUAUUUACCACAAGGAGCUCUUUGUUUUUGGAGGAACUUUCCCCAGAAAGACAUCGCUGGCAGUUGCACCCUGCAGCAAUGUGCUCUAUGUCUUCAAUCCAGAGCAUGAAAUUUGGUAUCAGCCCAUUUCAGAAGGGGAGAAGCCUCUGCCUAGGCUUGGGCAUUCAGCUACUCUAUUGAAAAACAAGCUGCUCAUUUUUGGGGGUCAGAGGACUUCUGUCUACCUCAGUGACAUGCACAUUCUGGAUCUGGGUUUCAUGGAGUACACAUCAGUCCCACUCCUGGCAGGACAGCCUUCUGCACGUUGCUUUCAUGCAGCUCUGGCUGUGUCGGACCAGAAGGUUCUGAUCAGUGGAGGCUGCAAUGCCAGAGGAGCCCUGCAUGAUGCCUUUGUCUUCCACCUAGAUACUCUUUCGUGGAGCACAGUGAUCAACCACGACCUCUGCUCUGUUCCCCGAGCUGGCCACACAUUGCUUGACCUGACUCCUGCCUACUUGAUGGAUAUGGACAAGGAGAACAAAGAGGAGCAGAAGCUGCACACGGUGUUGGUCUUUGGGGGCUCCAACUGUGCUGGGACCUUUUAUAACAGCACACUCAAGAUCCAGCUGGACCUAGGAUAAUGCAUGAUUCUCAGAAUGAGCCUAAACAGCAAGGCUCUUCA
Messenger RNA from Vidua macroura (Pin-tailed whydah), 1799 nucleotides. Its product is annotated as rab9 effector protein with kelch motifs-like. The coding region runs from base 1 to 1758 and encodes 585 amino acids. The record is from RefSeq and is a predicted model, not a curated record. Gene Ontology annotation, molecular function: protein binding. Lineage: Eukaryota; Metazoa; Chordata; Aves; Passeriformes; Viduidae. The transcript is spliced from 13 exons.